GCUUGCACAAGCUACUAGUUCACCAUGAAUCCUGCAGAUAUUGCUCGCAUCGUUGUCGGCAUCCUAGGAAAUAUCAUCUCGGGCUUCAUGUUCUUGUCCCCACUGCCAACAUUUCUGGACAUAUGGAGGAAACGAUCGGUGGAACAGUACUCGGCGAUGCCGUAUUUAGCGACGCUAGUGAACUGUAUGGUGUGGACGCUAUACGGGUUGCCGAUGGUGCACCCGAAUAGCAUGUUGGUGCUGACGAUAAACGGGUCGGGUUGUGUGGUGGAGCUGAUCUACGUCAUCGUCUUCCUCAUAUUCUCCGGACGCACCAAGAGGCUCAAGGUGUUUCUGUUCCUUCUCAUCGAGAUCCUUUUCAUCUCCGCCCUCACCGUCCUGUCCUUGACGCUCUUUCACACCGUCAAGAAACGAUCGGCCGUCGUCGGAACCAUUUGUGCUCUUUUCAACCUCAUGAUGUAUGCUUCCCCUUUGACCGUCAUGAAAUUGGUGAUCACUACGAAGAGCGUGGAGUACAUGCCUUUCUUUGUGUCUCUGGGCACGUUUGGGAAUGGCGUCGCUUGGACUACCUAUGCUCUUAUCCGUUUUGACCCAUUCAUCGCUAUACCAAAUGGGAUUGGAUUGUGUUUAUCGGUGGCUCAGCUGAUCCUGUAUGCCACGUAUUACAAGUCCACGAAGCGGCAGAUUGCAGAAAGGAAAUUAGCAGCCAAAGGGCAAGUGGAGCCCACGCUCUCCGAGGUGGUCGUCUUUCCUAAUCCUACACUUCCCAAAUGAUCUCUCUUUCUCCCGAGUCACAGCUAUUCACUCGUUAAUAAAGUUUUCGUAUUAACGAUACGAUUUGAUCUUACGGUGUUAUGAACCAUAAGUCAAAUCCUUAUUAAUUGGAGGAGCCUUUGUCGUUGUUGUUGUUUGUUUUUUUCUUUUUCUCUGAAUAAGUUUCCAUUUUAAUUUUCUGUCUCUUUUCUGCUUUCCUUCUCGUUGUUGUUUUGUUGUUAUUAAUCCCAU
Molecule: messenger RNA, 1005 nt
Organism: Prosopis cineraria
Lineage: Eukaryota; Viridiplantae; Streptophyta; Magnoliopsida; Fabales; Fabaceae
Product: bidirectional sugar transporter SWEET4-like
Exons: 5
Coding region: 25-774 (249 amino acids)
Biological process (GO): carbohydrate transport
Cellular component (GO): membrane
Molecular function (GO): sugar transmembrane transporter activity
Source: RefSeq, a predicted model, not a curated record